CCCAAACACCACUUUGAGACUCAAACACCACUUUUUACGCUCUCACAAAUACUUACCUUGAACUACUUGAACUACUAUGGGUUCGAUAUUUUCAGCGAUCGGCUCUGGCAUCAAUUCCGUCGUAUCUGCAAUUGCGGCCGUCAUCAUGGCGAUUGUAGGCGCAAUCACAACGGUUAUCGUCACUAUCUUCGAUGUAAUAGUAGACAUUCUUUGCUGCAGAUGCUGCGGCUCGCGCAGUUCUGGUCGCCGCACUGGACGGUCCAGGAGGGGAAGAAGAUCGGGAGUUUACUAGAUGCGAUAAUCGUGACAAUGACGCUUACUUAUGAACGUAUACACGACUGAAUUUUCUCCCUUGCUUUCUGUACUCUUAAUUUGAUUCCCAUCUUGUCUUAAAA
Messenger RNA from Laccaria bicolor S238N-H82, 395 nucleotides. RefSeq lists its product as uncharacterized. Lineage: Eukaryota; Fungi; Basidiomycota; Agaricomycetes; Agaricales; Hydnangiaceae. The coding region runs from base 77 to 292 and encodes 71 amino acids. The record is from RefSeq and is a predicted model, not a curated record. The transcript has 3 exons.